Messenger RNA from Pseudovirgaria hyperparasitica, 576 nucleotides. RefSeq lists its product as uncharacterized. The record is from RefSeq and is a predicted model, not a curated record. The coding region runs from base 124 to 537 and encodes 137 amino acids. The transcript is spliced from 2 exons. NCBI's taxonomy places the organism in Eukaryota, Fungi, Ascomycota, Dothideomycetes, Acrospermales, Acrospermaceae.
UUAAAACACGAGCGUUUCCUGCACUCUAAUAAUAUUUCACAUCGCAUGUAAGCUAACAUUGGCACGACUCCUCUUGCUUCACAAUGAUUUACUGCCGGUUAGGCAGGGAUGUUGUGAUUUUACAUGGCUUCAAACAUCCACCGACACGACACUUACGGAGUGAAAGAGCAUAGACGGGCAGUCCUUCCCUCAAGAAUGCAAAGACUGUCAUCUGGAUUCAGACCAAGUCAUUUUACAAUUACCACAAUGAUAGACAUUAGGUUACCAACUGGUGGACUCGCCGCCGUAUUAUUUGUCCUAUGGACCGCAAGGGUGAGGUGUUUGUCGAAAGUAAGGAUCAAGAAUGAAGAACAACUGAUGGUUAUUAACAAGGGUCUGAAUACAGUAUUCGAAACCCACAUACAGGCCUCAGGCUCACCAUAUACGAAUCCGACGGUGAUCGCUAGACGCUCAUGCAUAACAUGCGUGCACAGAUACUGGAGCGACCCCCAGAGCAGUCUCGUCUCUCGUCUUGGCGAGCGGCCCGCCGUCUGGUGAUUGACUGAUCGGCAAUGCGACGCAUACAGUAAGGAGGGA